AUGGCAAGCACUUCCGCUAUGAUGGCCUGGCGAACCGGUCUUCGGGCCCGCCUGAUGCCAGUAAGCCGAUUGUCGCAACGCCCAGGUCUGUUCCCGAAGCGGGCUGGCCAAUGCCCCGGUUUCACACGAUAUGCGUCGAACUCGACGGCCUCUGCUACUCAGGCUGCGUCGGCACCCUCAGAAGCUGUUAAGGAAGUGGCUAAGGCCGUUCCCAAGAAAACUCGUCGUUCCCGGAAGGGUCUAUACAGCUCAAUUGCUGCUUUGUUGUUCGUGGGCUAUGUAUACGGGCUUGAUACUCGGGCGAGUAUUCACCGAUAUGCCGUCGUACCUUUGAUCCGACUUCUCUACCCAGAUGCUGAGGAUGCUCACCAUUUCGGUGUCGAGAACUUGAAGUUCCUCUACCGUUUUGGGCUGCACCCGCGGGAGCGAGGCAACCCCGAUAGCGAUGGUGCUCUGGCUACAGAGGUCUUUGGUUACACUCUGGCCAACCCCAUAGGUAUCUCCGCCGGUCUGGACAAGCACGCCGACAUCCCCGAUGCUCUAUUUGCCCUGGGUCCUGCCAUUGUCGAAGUCGGCGGCACCACUCCCCUCCCUCAAGAUGGAAACCCUAAGCCGCGCGUAUUCCGCCUUCCUUCUCAACGCGCAAUGAUCAACCGAUACGGACUCAACUCCAAGGGUGCCGACCACAUGGCUGCUGUCCUUGAGCAGCGCGUCCGCGACUUUGCCUUCGCCGCUGGUUUCGGAGACCAUGACGAUGCCGCGCACCGUGUACUAAACGGUGACGCUAACGUGCCGCCAGGCAGUCUGGUCCCGGGCAAGCUUCUUGCUGUGCAAGUAGCCAAGAACAAGCUGACCCCGGACGGCGACAUUGAAGCCAUCAAGCGCGACUACGUCUAUUGCGUGGACCGGGUCGCUCCCUACGCCGAUAUCCUCGUCGUGAAUGUCUCCAGUCCCAACACCCCCGGCCUCCGGGAUCUACAGGCCGCAGCUCCCCUGACCGCCAUCCUCAGCGCCGUCGUUGAUUCCGCGAAGAGCAUCCAGCGAAAGACCAAGCCCUUCGUCAUGGUAAAGGUCAGCCCCGACGAAGACUCCGAGGAGCAACUCUCUGGCAUCUGUGAGGCAGUCUGGAAGUCCGGCGUCGACGGCGUUAUCGUCGGCAACACCACCAACCGCCGCCCCGCGCCGGUGCCUAGCGGCUUCGAGCUCCCCGAGGCAGAGCAGCAGAUUCUCAAAGAGACCGGCGGAUACUCCGGCCCGCAGCUGUUCGAGCGCGACGUAGCCCUCGUCGCCCGCUACCGACAGAUGCUCGACCAAGGCCCAGCGCAGCCCGAGGCUGCUUCGGAGGGCGAGAAGGCAGAGCAGGCUGUCGCACCGGCGACGCAGCCCCGCAAGGUGCUCUUCGCAUCCGGCGGUAUUACUAACGGUGCCCAGGCGCGCGCGGCAUUGGACGCUGGUGCUUCCGUUGCGAUGAUGUACACUGGGAUCGUAUACGGGGGUGUCGGUACGGUGACGCGGGUGAAGCAAGAGAUGCGCGAGCUGCAAAAGGGAGAAAAAUGA
This is a messenger RNA of Penicillium chermesinum, 1557 nucleotides long. Its product is annotated as dihydroorotate dehydrogenase 2. Gene Ontology annotation, cellular component: mitochondrial inner membrane; cytoplasm. The coding region runs from base 1 to 1557 and encodes 518 amino acids. The record is from RefSeq and is a predicted model, not a curated record. NCBI's taxonomy places the organism in Eukaryota, Fungi, Ascomycota, Eurotiomycetes, Eurotiales, Aspergillaceae. Gene Ontology annotation, biological process: pyrimidine ribonucleotide biosynthetic process; 'de novo' pyrimidine nucleobase biosynthetic process. The transcript has 2 exons. Gene Ontology annotation, molecular function: dihydroorotate dehydrogenase activity.